AUGGGCGGCUUCGUAUCGAAGGCGGAUCGCUCGGCGAAAGAGCGUUCAGACGCUAUUGACAGGCAAAUUGAGGAGGAUAGCAAGCAGUUCAAGAGGGAGUGUAAGAUCUUGUUGUUGGGCUCCGACGAGUCAGGAAAGAGCACCAUCGUGAAACAAAUGAAGAUUAUCCACCAACAUGGUUUCUCCGACGCUGAGCUUGCAGACUACCGCCCAGUGGUGUACAAGAAUGUCCUAGACUCGGCGCAGCACAUCAUUAUUUACAUGAAGAAGAUUGGCAUAGAAUGCCAGGAGUAUUCAAAUCGGGCCCUCGCUGAUAAAGUGAUGGAAUAUAAGAUUGAAACACAUAACAACCAAACAUACUUCGCGCCGGAGAUCGCAGAGGCUAUACAUCAACUUGUCAAGGACCCGGCGAUACCCGAGCUCAUUGACGAACACAGGAGCGAAUUUUACCUGAUGGAUUCAGCACAGUAUUUCUUUGGAGAAGUGCUGCGGAUAGGAAAGCCCGGAUAUCUCCCCAACGUCACUGAUGUUCUGAGAGCACAACAGAAAAGCGUCGGGAUCACGGAGACGCGGUUCAAUACGGGCCAACACUUAAUACACAUGUUCGACGUAGGAGGCCAACAAUCGGAGCGGAAAAAAUGGAUUCACUGUUUCGAGUCGGUGACGUCCAUCAUCUUCUGCACAGCGCUGAGCGAGUACGACCAAGUCUCGUCGGAAGAAAAGUCGCAGAACCGGAUGGCAGAGUCACUAGCACUGUUCGAGUCGGUGGUGAACUCGAGGUGGUUCCUGCGCACGUCAAUCAUUCUAUUCUUGAAUAAGAUUGAUGUUUUCGAGCAGAAGUUGCGACUGGUCCCGCUGGAACGAUACUUCCCAGAAUACACAGGUGGCCCCGAUGUCAAUAAGGCGGCCAAGUACAUCUUGUGGAAGUUCAUGCAGAGAAAUAGGACGCGGCUGAGUGUGUAUCCGCAGUAUGUUUUUCUCUCGUCUUUAGUCUCCUCUUGUCGCCUCGCCCAAGCCACGGAUACUACCAUCGUCCGGCUGGUUUCUGCCGUGGUCAAAGAAACGAUCCUUCAAAAUUUCCUGAAGAAUCUGGAGAUCAUAUAG
Molecule: messenger RNA, 1104 nt
Organism: Laccaria bicolor S238N-H82
Lineage: Eukaryota; Fungi; Basidiomycota; Agaricomycetes; Agaricales; Hydnangiaceae
Product: heterotrimeric G-protein alpha subunit, GPA3-like protein
Exons: 8
Coding region: 1-1104 (367 amino acids)
Biological process (GO): adenylate cyclase-activating G protein-coupled receptor signaling pathway
Cellular component (GO): heterotrimeric G-protein complex
Molecular function (GO): guanyl nucleotide binding; G-protein beta/gamma-subunit complex binding; G protein-coupled receptor binding
Source: RefSeq, a predicted model, not a curated record